Molecule: messenger RNA, 1131 nt
Organism: Psilocybe cubensis
Lineage: Eukaryota; Fungi; Basidiomycota; Agaricomycetes; Agaricales; Agrocybaceae
Exons: 1
Coding region: 1-1131 (376 amino acids)
Source: RefSeq, a predicted model, not a curated record
AUGCUUUCAGCUCCCUUGUCUCCCUCAGCAUCGCAUGCUAUCAUCCCUAAAACACCCAUGCGGCGAUUGCUCUACAAAUUCGAUUCGCAUAAACCUAAUAUGGCCUUAGGAAAGCGUACACGCCAUCUCCACCAUGCUUCUACCGGUGUAUCUGAAGCCAACAAUGAAGCACAGGCAGCGACGCUUACAGCAAAUUCCUCCUCAGACUACCUUGACACCGCUGGACUUGCUCACUCUGUCACGGGGACCCAAGAGACCAACACUGAGCGGGCACGCCUUGCUUUUCAACUACACGAUCGGCCCUUGGAUGCUGUAGUUAUCACCACCCUCCCUCGCUAUCCUUUUUGCUGCCACGAGGAUUUGAUUACGAUGUCUCGUCAGCAGCUGGUGGAUGUGGCUACCCUCUUCAACGCCCAACUCCCCAAGACCAUACAGAUAGAUCUAUCUGAUGGUGUGUCAGCUGCGCACAUUCGGCACUGCAUCGAGAGUCUGGUGGGGAUCAUACCAAACAUCCCUGGCGCUCCAAAGGCCGCCAAGUCGAGACAGUCUGGUAGGGUUGGACCGAUCUCCGACCUCUUCUCUGAGGACUCCCAACUCGAUAUUGUUCCCUCUCCUCCGACGAGCCCAUUGGCCGUGCGAUACACUAGAAAACACGAGGUCUCCAAAAUGUCAAGCUCUUCUGUUUUAUUGGAAUCGUUGGAAGAAGAAGACGAAAACAUCCUCUUUUCAAAAAAGAGAGCGUGUAAAAAGAGGAAGCUUUCCGAUUCCCUCGACAUUCCCACCAGGUACGCUUACGACACUGAAGGAGACGAUAUAACACCUAUCCGUCCAUUGAGGCUUUCUCCAAAGGAGGAAUUAUCUUCGUCCCCAGAUAUACACGCUCAAGAGGGAGACAGUACGGGACUUUUAUCUCCGCUGUUAGCCAGGUUGCAAAAAAGGUCUGCUCGGGAUUCUUCUAAAAGCUCUGAGAGUGCUUUACAUUUGAAGACACGACUUCGACCGAGGCCUGGAAUGAGUCGAUAUAGCAGAGACACCCGAGCACAGCAAGUCCAUGCUAUUGGCAUGUACGAGAUGGAGACAUCUUUCCACAGUCUAGGAAACGACAACGAUGCAUGUAUGGAUCUGUCUUGA